AUGUCUGUUGGAUCAACAACGUCACCAAUAAUGAUCGAUAAGAGAAUAGAAAACGACAGCAGGAAAUAUGAUUUCAUCUUGAUUACAUCCGUUUUGAAUUGUUAUUUGCAACAUCCACCACAUAAACCAUCAGAAACACCUAUGAGGGCAGCUGCUAGAGUUUCAAAUAGACCAUUAACACCAUCAUCACUUCCCCCUGCUCGUGUUCCAACUACUCCAUUCUCUAAUAAUACUAGUAGUAAUUCUGAUGAAUUACCGGCAUCAAUUGAUCUUAGGCCAGGAUUAUUAGCAAUUAUUCGUAAUGUUGGAGGUGUUCCAGGUACAAAUUUAAAAAAAGUUAGUAAACCUACUCGACAGUCAUCAAUUGUGGAAAAACCUAUUAGUCCAACAGGUGGUGAUUAUGAGCAUUAG
This is a messenger RNA of Entrophospora candida, 411 nucleotides long. The record is from the annotation of a GenBank genome assembly. Lineage: Eukaryota; Fungi; Glomeromycota; Glomeromycetes; Entrophosporales; Entrophosporaceae.